Molecule: messenger RNA, 615 nt
Organism: Myotis lucifugus (little brown bat)
Lineage: Eukaryota; Metazoa; Chordata; Mammalia; Chiroptera; Vespertilionidae
Product: centrosomal protein of 295 kDa-like
Exons: 5
Biological process (GO): regulation of centriole replication
Cellular component (GO): centrosome; cytosol; centriole
Source: RefSeq, a predicted model, not a curated record
GCGUCUCGGCGAUGGUCGUCCCGCAGGCGCACGAACGGCUGUUGGGAAGCUGAGCGGCGGCGGCCGCCGGGGCCUUCCCUGGCGGAGCUGCGCCUCCUGGCUCCCGGCCCCCGGCUCCCAGAACCUUUAUAUUUAGUGAACACAGACAUGAAAAGAAAGGUAGUGAAUGCUGGCAAGAUGAGAUUGAGUCCUAAUGAGGAAGCCUUCAUUUUAAAAGAAGAUUAUGAGAGAAGACGAAAGCUACGAUUGCUACAGGUUCGAGAGCAAGAAAGGGAUAUCGCUUUACAGAGAAGAGAAGAUAUAAAACAAAGGAGAAUUCGGCAAUUUAAUCAUUUGGCAGAGGCACUGAGGGCAGAAUGGGAAGAAUCACAGACUCAGAAAAUAAACAACUUGGAAAAACUGUAUUUGGCAAGUUUAAGAAGUAUGGGAGAGGGACACCAACAAGCCAAAGAAAAUGAACCUGAUUUGAAUGCUAUGGCACAGAGGGCAGCAGAAAGAAAAAGAAAAGCUGAACUGAGGCAUAAAGAGGCCCUGAAAGUACAGAAAAACCAAAAAGAAAUGUCAAUUAAACGAAAAACCUGCUGGUUUGGCUCAGUGGAUAGAGCGUUGGCCUGC